AUGGCCGAACACACAGAUCCUCCACUUGAACCAACGGGACCGUACUUCCAAAGUUCCGGCCCCGACUAUCAAAACGGCACGCUGGGUGGACGGUACGAGCAUGACUUCGAUUACCCUACGUCGCUUGAGCCAACGGCGAACAUGUAUGCAGAUGCAGCUUACGAACUGCGGCAGCUUAACGCGCAAGUCGACUGCUCGGCAGAAGGCGGCAGCGAUCACAUUGGAGAACCGAUACAAGCUGCAAGCAACGCCGACGGCCAUUUGCGAGGGGAAGAACACAUUCAAGAGAUAUCUGCAGACAUCUGGACAGCGUCGCGUGGAAAAAGCCGUGCUGUUCGACCUCGCGAAUCCAAACGCAAGCGCACGCAGGCGGCCGACCACAACGAAGAAGACCACGACGACCCUCAAGACGCUAUUACACCUCGUUCCAAGCGCCCCACUAAGCGUACCACGCGCUCAGCCGCUGCAAAGUCUACCGUGAAUACUAGUGCAACAACCACCCCACCACAAGUCCAGCCCAAUUAUCAUUCAAUUCCCACCACAUUCCCACAACACUUGGCAAACGCCGUACACACGGGCAAGAUCUCGGCGGCCAGCGCAAUCGCGCUCUACCGUCCGGAAAACAAGGAUCUGAAAACGCGAUGUACGCGACUUCCCAUGGCGAAGCUAUUCGGCGCGUUCCAAGUGCCACCUGAGGAGUUUCUGGAACUCCAUGCCGCGGCGAAGCAAUACAUGCUCGAUCCGGCCUUUCCUGAACGUCGUGACUGUAUUGGGGAAAGAGCGAAGGGCGAAAUGCAGGUGGGGAAAGUGAAGCUGGCCAACUACGUCAAGGACUUCUUGGAAAAGGAUGGCAUCGGUGAGCGGUUCUUUGGCGAGAAUGCGGCCGUAGCUACGCCGGAUACUGCGCGUCAAGGUGCGGAAGGCGGCGGGGAGGAUGGCGGGGCCAGCGGCAGCCAGCAGAGGAAGAUCUGGCCGCGGGACGCAAAGGACAUCAUCACGAUGCUCACGCCGCUACUGAGGCGGAUGGUCACGAAUGAGCGACAGCGGCUGUACGCGCUGGAGCAGAGAGUGGCGAGGAACAAGGACCCAGCAUCCAAUACCGGCGUUGGACAACAGGAUCAGGAUGAACCGCCGGAGGACGUCGACCCGACAACUAUCACACCAAUACCGGCAGAGCAGGUUGUUGCCAAAGACCCACAGCGAGCGUACAGGCCUUCGGCGGAGAAUGUCCUGUACAUCCUCAUCACGAAGCGCAAUUUCAAGCUCCUUCCCAGGAUCGACAUACCGGCCCAGCAAUCCUAUCACCCUAUCUCAUUUCAGGCGCUGUAUGAGCUUAUAGAGAACCAAGUGCGAAUUGCGCUGAGCUAUCCAAGCGAGCGCUCUCGCUCCAGCUCAGCGCACAGUGUACCAACAAUGCCCAACAGAUCCGAACAGUUGACUUCCAAUUCGAACCCCCAAUCAGGCUUGGAGCAGCCCAACACGCCGGUAGCAGAACCGUUGAUGCCGCAUACACCGAAUAGUUACCUGACCGAACAGCCGCAAACCCAGCCACUGCCGUCGCCAAAGUUCGAGAUUAGGGCACACACGCCGCAUGGGCUGGUGCCGGUGAGGAGUGCGCAGGCGUGGGAAGAGGUAAAGGUUGAAGCGGCUCAGGCCAUCUGGAUGGAAGGGACACUAAGGGUCAUUGUGCGGGUCGAGUAA
Messenger RNA from Coniosporium apollinis CBS 100218, 1701 nucleotides. RefSeq lists its product as uncharacterized. The record is from RefSeq and is a predicted model, not a curated record. The transcript has a single exon. The coding region runs from base 1 to 1701 and encodes 566 amino acids. Lineage: Eukaryota; Fungi; Ascomycota; Dothideomycetes.